Molecule: messenger RNA, 810 nt
Organism: Guyanagaster necrorhizus
Lineage: Eukaryota; Fungi; Basidiomycota; Agaricomycetes; Agaricales; Physalacriaceae
Exons: 6
Coding region: 1-810 (269 amino acids)
Source: RefSeq, a predicted model, not a curated record
AUGCCUUUCCCCACAAUAGUCUCUACGUCAUCAAGCUCCUCCACUAAAGCACUUUGCGCAGGCAAGUAUCUGGCCACAGCAGCUGAAACAGGAUGUUCUGAUCCCGUAACCAGAGCCUUGAUCGGCCCUUCAGCAACCCCUGUAAUCCAUAUGUCAUUAUCUUCGUUGAAAACUGCUUCGACUAUUCUCAUCUUCCCUGUCGUCAAGGUCCUCCUUUUAACCUAUGUCUCGCUAUACCCUCAAACGGGCUUUUCAUCGACAGGUCUUGAAGCCCAGCUGUUUUAUGGCGACUCACGGACAGGAACCUAUGCCUUUGACCCCAUAGGACAAGAUACAGUCUCACCGGCGGGAUUGCGUCUCGAUGACCAAUAUUUUGCCUUGAUAAAUGAUACAGGUGCAGCAGGGAUUUUCGGUCUUGGUUUCCCCUUCAACUCCGUCUCUGCCCUACACGUGUUCUUCUACGAGCACACAUCGCUUUUCCAACGUCAAGUAGAAGUCGCCAACAAUGCCAAGGAAACUUUAGAACACGCUCUCUUCCGGGCCUCAACGUCAUGCUUCCUGCGUUUUCUGCCCUCACGAGCCAUAUUGGGCCUCAGCAUCAGCAAUUGGAUCAUUCUAAUUCACUUGAACGCCCCGAUGUUCACUGUGACCUUGCAACGGAACACAAUAUCUCGAGGAGGUAACGUUGGACAGCUAAGCAUCGGAGAGCUCCCCGCUGAACGUGGUCUGGCCAGGCCAACAGGUGCUCCGAAUAAGAAAUACCCCAUUACCUGGGAACUCUUCAUUGAUGCACUGACGCACUUGAAUUGA